CAGCACACGUCUGUUUGCGUGCGCGUUCACGCUGCAUCAGUCGGUGCUGGUAAACUGGUACUGGCCCAGGCUUGCGCACGCGCGUGGCUGCAUCCGUGGCGUCGGCGCAGGUAGAAAAGAAAAAAAAGAAACGUCUUAUUUUUGGCGUUUUUCACCCCCCGACAUGGCGGCGACCGAUUGGCGGUAACGCUAUUGCCCUUUCGAGAGGAUUACACGAGGAACCAUGACGUCGGGCCAGGAUGAAAGUUCGGUUCGUGUGGCGUUGAGGAUCCGUCCUCAACUGGCACGGGAGAAGAUCGAAGGAUGCCACAUCUGCACGUACGUCAUGCCUGGCGAGCCUCAAGUCAUCCUGGGCAAGGACAAGUCCUUCACGUACGACUACGUGUUCGACAUGGACUCGCAGCAGGACGCCAUUUACCAAAACUGCACCGAGAAGCUGAUCGAGGGCUGCUUCGAGGGAUACAACGCCACCGUCUUCGCCUACGGACAGACCGGUUCGGGAAAGACGUACACCAUGGGGACGGGCUUCGACGUUAACAUCAUGGACGACGAGCUGGGCAUCAUCCCCCGUGCCGUCCACCAUCUCUUCCGGGGCAUCGAGCAGCGCCGGCAGGCCGCGCAGGAACAGGGUAGCCCCGCGCCAGAGUUUAAAAUCAACGCUCAGUUCCUGGAGCUUUACAACGAGGAGGUUCUGGAUCUGUUUGACUCCGUGCGGGACGGGAAGCAGAAAUCUCACAUCAAGAUCCACGAGGACGCCAACGGAGGGAUCUACACUGUGGGCGUGACCACGCGCACCGUGUCCUCCGAGGCCGAGAUGAUGCAGUGCCUGAAGCUGGGCGCUCUGUCUCGCACGACCGCCAGCACGCAGAUGAAUGUCCAGAGCUCCCGCUCUCACGCCAUCUUCACCAUCCACCUGUGCCAAGUCAGAGUCUGUGCCUCCCCCAACAAUCAGGAAGACGGCGGCGGCGACGGCGGCGACAAUCGUGUCUCCAAUGGCAACGGAGACAUGGACGAGUACGAGACGCUGAGUGCCAAAUUCCACUUUGUGGACCUAGCCGGCUCCGAGAGGCUCAAGAGGACGGGCGCCACGGGAGACCGAGCCAAGGAGGGCAUCUCCAUCAACUGUGGACUGCUGGCCCUGGGGAACGUUAUCAGCGCUUUGGGCGACCGCAGCAAGCGGUCCUCGCACGUGCCUUACCGAGACUCCAAACUGACCCGACUUCUGCAGGACUCCUUGGGAGGAAAUAGCCAAACCGUGAUGAUCGCAUGCAUCAGCCCGUCCGACCGCGACUUCAUGGAGACGCUCAACACGCUCAAGUACGCCAACCGCGCCCGCAACAUCAAAAACAAGGUGGUAGUCAACCAGGACAAAGCCAGCCAGCAGAUCAGCGCGCUCAGGACGGAGAUCGCCAGACUGACGAUGGAACUCAUGGAAUACAAAACGGGUAAACGCUUGGCAGGCGAGGAUGGCGUGGAGAGCUUCAGCGACAUGUUCCACGAGAACGCCAUGCUGCAGACGGAAAACAGUAACCUGCGCGUGCGGGUGAAAGCCAUGCAGGAGACCAUCGACGUCCAGCGGGCGCGACUCACCCAGCUGCUCAGCGACCAGGCCAACCAGGCCCUCGCCAGGGCGGGUGAAGGAGGCACAGAGGAAAUUGGCAACAUGAUUCAGAGUUACAUCAAAGAAAUUGAAGACCUCAGAGCCAAGCUCCUGGAGAGCGAGGCGGUGAACGAGAACCUGCGCAAGAACCUAACUCGCGCCUCCAGCCGCCAAGCCUUCUACGGCGGGCCCGGCUCUUUCACGUCCUCCUCCGCCCCCGAGAAAGAGACGUCCGACAUCAUUGAGAUGGCCAAGAAGGACCUGGAGAAGCUGAAGAAGCGAGAGAAAAAAAAGAAGAAAAGACUACAGCAGCUGUUGGAGGAGCGAGAGAGGAGGGAGGAGGAGCUGGAGGAGGAGGUUGCCGUCAGCGUAGUCAAGGAGGACAAUCCCGACAACGAGCAGGAGAAGAGCAGCGACAAGGAGAACAACGUCGAGCGAGCCGGCGAUGAAGCCGAUCUGGACGGCAGCGAGCACGAUGAAGGAGACGAGGAGGAUGAAGAGGAGGACGAGGACAUGGAGGUGGAGGACAGCUCGGACGAUUCCGACUCGGAGUCGGACGAGAAAGAGAACUUCCAGGCCGACCUGGCCAACAUCACGUGCGAGAUCGCCAUCAAGCAGAAGCUGAUCGACGAGCUGGAGAACAGCCAGCGCCGUCUGCACACGCUCAAGCAGCAGUACGAGCAAAAGCUGAUGAUGCUGCAGUGCAAGAUUAAGGACACGCAGCUGGAGCGGGAUCGCGUCCUCCAGAACAUGAACUCCGUGGAGAGCGGCACGGAGGACAAGGCCCGCAAAAUCAAGACGGAGUAUGAGAGGAAGCUGAGCGUGAUGAACAAGGAGCUGCAGAAGCUGCAGUCGGCCCAGAAGGAACACGCCCGCCUGCUCAGAAACCAGUCGCAGUACGAGAAGCAGCUACGCAAGCUCCAGAUGGACGUGUCUGAAAUGAAGAAGACCAAGGUUCGCCUCAUGAAGCAGAUGAAGGAGCAGCAGGAGAAGAACCGCAUGAACGAGUCCCGCCGAAACCGGGAGAUUGCCUCCUUGAAGAAGGACCAGCGCAAACAAGAGCAUCAAUUGAAGCUACUGGAGGCUCAGAGGAGGCAGCAGGAGCUUAUCCUCAGGAGGAAGACAGAGGAGGUGACGGCUCUGAGGAGGCAGGCCAGGCCCACCUCAGGAAAGGUCAUUCGUAAGCUCAAUCUGCCAGAUGCCAACCAGGACUUGUCCCACCGUCCGCCCUCUGGACGCACGUAUUCUGGACACGGUGCUCCCAACGGCACCAGGUCCUCCCCCAGGCGGGUGGGCGGACUGUACUCCACCCGGAUGGCCCGCAACAAGUGGCAGUCACUGGAGCGACGCAUCUCGGACGUCAUCAUGCAAAGGAUGACCAUCUCCAACAUGGAGAACGACAUGAACCGCCUCCUCAAGCAACGCGAGGAGCUGACCAAGCGUAAGGAGAAGGUGGUGAAGAAGCGAGAGCGACUGGCCAGGGAAGACUCCGAAGCGGAGAAGGCGGUGGUGCCGCUCAACGAGGAAGUGGACGCGCUGGCUGCCAACAUUGACUACAUCAACGACAGCAUUGCCGACUGUCAGGCCAACAUCAUGCAGAUCGAGGAGACCAAGGAGGAAGUCGACACCGUGGACGUCUCUGCUGUGAUCGGUUCCUGCACUCUGGUGGAGGCUCGUUUCCUGCUGGAUCACUUUAUGUCCAUGGCUAUCAACAAGGGUCUGCAGGCGGCCCAGAAGGAGUCCCAGGUGAAAGUGAUGGAGGGUCGCCUGAAACAGACGGAGAUCACCAGCGCCACUCAGAACCAGCUGCUCUUCCACAUGCUGAAGGAGAAGGCCGAGUUCAACCCGGAGCUGGACGCCCUGCUGGGCAACGCCCUGCAAGAGCUAGGUAACGUGGCAGCCGAAAACGGCGACGACAGCAGCAGCGACGAGUCGGCCACCAGCCCGUCAGCAAACGGAAACACUGUGCCGGAUCUUAUGAAGUUCUGCGGCGAGACCAAGUCUCGGAAUAAGGCUCGCCGGCGCACCACCACUCAAAUGGAGCUCUUGUAUGCCAACAGCGAGGCCGCCCCCGACACGGGCGACUUUUCGAGCCCCGUGUUGCCGCUAGCAGAGACGCCAGACGGCGUCGGUGACUUUGCGGCACUCUCGCCCAGCUUCUCCUCCAAAAUGUACAGCGCUUCGGGCCCCAGAAAGCCGCCGAGCGCCGAAAAGCGAGCUUCGCCGGCACCGUCGCCGCUCACUCGCAGGAAGACGUAUGACAAGGCCCAAGCGGAAGGCGACAGGGCAAAGCUCAAGGAGAUUAAACAGGGCGUCAUCCACCCGGUGACAUCCACCAAGAGUCGCUCGACCUCGCUGCUACAGUGCGUCCACGUGGCCGAGGGACACAGCAAGGCCGUCCUGUGCGUGGACUGCACCGAUGACCUGCUCUUCACCGGCUCCAAAGACCGCAGUUGCAAGGUGUGGAAUCUGGUGACGGGCCAGGAAAUUAUGUCGCUGGCCGGACAUCCCAACAACGUGGUGUCGGUGCGCUACAGCUCCAGCCUGGUCUUCUCCGUCUCCACCUCCUACAUCAAAGUGUGGGACAUCCGCGACUCGGCCAAGUGCAUUCGGACCCUCUGCUCCUCCGGUCAGAUCAAUCUGGGCGACGUCUGCGCAUCCAACACCAGUCGGACGGUCACCAUCCCGGCGGGUGAGAACCUGAUCAACCAAAUCGCACUGAACCCCAACGGGACGGUCCUGUACGCCGCUGCCGGGAACUCGGUCAGGGUGUGGGAUCUACGAAGGUUUGCGUCCACUGGGAAACUCACCGGUCACCAAGGUCCUGUUAUGUGUUUGACCGUGGACCAUUCGGGGAACAACCAGGACCUGGUGAUCACCGGCUCCAAAGACCACUAUGUCAAGCUCUUUGACGUGACUGAAGGCUCCCUGGGAAGCAUCGGCCCGACUCACAACUUUGAGCCCCCCCACUACGACGGGAUUGAGUCUCUGGUGAUCCAGGGCGACUUCUUCUUCAGCGGCUCCCGCGACAACGGCAUCAAGAAGUGGGACCUGGAUCGCAAGGACUUGCUACAGCAAGUCCCGAACGCUCACCGCGACUGGGUGUGCGCCCUGGGGUUGGUCCCGGGCUCUCCGGCGCUCCUGAGUGGCUGUCGAGGAGGGGUGCUCAAACUGUGGCACACGGACACUCUGGCGGGCCUGGGCGAGCUCAAGGGUCACGACAGCCCCAUUAACGGCAUCGCCACCAACGCCAGCCACUUGUUCACCGCUUCCGACGACCGGACGGUGAAGAUUUGGCGCGCGCGCAGCGGCGGACUGGACGGCACUUUUGAGGCGGUUGACAAUGCGGCGGACGAGGUGGCGAGUAACUGAACGUAUUCGCCGCAACUUCUGCUGGACUCUGUUCUGAUGUGCACUUUGAUUCCCCCUCGCGCUUGUUUCUCCGCCAGUACGAAGCCCGAACACAUACAUGACACGUAGCCACUAAGUGAUAACAACUCAUCAAGGUUGCGUUAAGUGCGCUUUCCAAGCAUGAGCUAUUAUUAGCUAUUGCUUGUUGCACCGUAGCCGUCCAACAUGGCCGCCGCCGGUCUUGCCAAAUCUCGGAUGGAAAGUGUCGGGUUGCUAGCCGGUCUAAACAACCCGCCGCUGUGCUUCCUGUUUCUUGAUGUCGUUAAGCUUCAUGUCUUCAUGUCACCCCAAAAGACACAAAAGACACUCAACUCUACCUUGGAAGCUUCAUUACAUAUAUAACUUUUUUUUUUUCUGUUAAGUGUUCGAAUGUGACAAAUGCUGAAUGCAUCUUAUUUAUGUCAUGUAGACCCGACUUGAUUGUGUGGUGUGCGGGCUUCAUGUUGGUCUUCUAUUCUUAGCACGUAAGUCUUAAAAGUGAUCAUUUUGUUUUUUCAGGAUGAAGCUUCUUACCACUAUCCAUCCUCUAUAUCGGCCACAUACGUAAACGUGGUCCGCACUCCAUCCACACGCCGACCUCCUCGGUCCUCCGUGUCCACACUCGUAACACGUACGUUAAUGUGCACCAUGCCCUCCUCGUGCGUUGAUGCGGUUGGUUAUAUUCUCGAGAUGAUCACAUGGUCUGCGCUCACCCCGCUAAUAUUGUUAUACGGUUGACCCACUCCGCGCUCACUGUGUGUAUGUGACAUCAUCCAUGCUAGCUCCAUGCACAAUUAACUCCGACCCUCACUACAUGUUGACAUUGGGCGUGAUCUCUUCGUAUCUCUGAUCACU
Messenger RNA from Syngnathus acus (greater pipefish), 5845 nucleotides. RefSeq names its product kinesin family member 21A (gene kif21a). The record is from RefSeq and is a predicted model, not a curated record. Gene Ontology annotation, molecular function: ATP binding; microtubule motor activity; microtubule binding. The transcript is spliced from 35 exons. The coding region runs from base 224 to 4972 and encodes 1582 amino acids. Gene Ontology annotation, biological process: microtubule-based movement; mitotic spindle organization. Lineage: Eukaryota; Metazoa; Chordata; Actinopteri; Syngnathiformes; Syngnathidae.